UUCAUUGAGCCGUUUCUGGAAGUGUAUGGACUGAAACGAGUGAGUAAAAUCGGUUAUUUACAGUCACACCUGGCGGCGCUUUAUUAUGAAAUUAUGAAUAAAUUCGUGCCAAGUCUAUGUUCAGGUUGGACAGUUGGCUUCUCAAAUCGUAAGCUUCGUCUUUUACUGGAUUUUGUACCUCAAUAUGAGCAAGAGGAAGCUCUGGAACGAGUUUUAUGCUGGCACCAAGAAAAUCGAGGAGUUAAACGUGCUACUAUUCCACCAAACUCUCGUCGUCCGAAGAUGGGCUGA
Molecule: messenger RNA, 291 nt
Organism: Gongylonema pulchrum
Lineage: Eukaryota; Metazoa; Nematoda; Chromadorea; Rhabditida; Gongylonematidae
Source: the annotation of a GenBank genome assembly